AUGGCCUCAAUUGCGAAUCGAUUACUGUUUCCUGAUGAGAAGACUCUCUCUGGGAUUUUCCCCCAUGUCAUUGAUUUCAAGCCAACAAUCUGCGACGUCCUCGCAAACACAUUCGAGACCUGUACUUUCAGAAUUCAGCUUGAUAGUGCGCCACUACCAGACUACCCAAAGGAUCUCAUUAUCCGGUUCGAGAGAUCGGGAAGGUCCUUGGCCGCUUUGGCAACUUUCCAGCGUUUAGUAAGCUCUCAACUAAAGGAUCUUGUUCCGUCGGUAUUGCAGGUGGGCACUACGAUGACCGCAACUGCAAAAGCCGAACAAGUCGAUUACUUUGUGACCCCAUAUUUUACGGAAACCAUUCUCCUCGAAGAAGUGUGGGAUGCACUUGACCAAGUAAAUCAGCUGCAGCUAGUAGAUUCAGUUGUUCUUGCCGUGGAGCAGCUUCAGAAGCUUGACCUCAAGAAGUUUGGCCACAGCCCAGAAGGAAUCCCUUACAUCUCAAUCGAUGAUACACCUCCCCAGCCAGUCGAGAUUGCAAUAGGUGGUCUAGCGCAUGAUUUCUUUCCAAACGUCAGACAGUUCUUACGUGGACUACUUCACCCGGAGAGGAAGAAACCACGUGAUUGGAACUUGUUGGAGACGGAUAGCGGAAUCACUAUUCAAUUCGCAUAUGGAGAUAUUGGUCAGGUGCACUUGUCUCACUCCGAUUUGGAUGAACUUCAGCGGAAUGUCGUAUUCUGCCACAAUGACCUCGAGCCACGCAACAUCCCCAUGAGGAAGCUAUCAUCUGGGAAACACGAGCUAGCCGGCGUGAUAGACUGGGAAAGGGCAGGAUUAUUCCCAUUUGCAUACGAAUUCGGCUACAAGGAUACGGUCUUGGGUUCCUCAAACCUGAAUUUUAGCUGGUAUACUCUGUCAAAAACCAGUCGUCCCAUCUGUUGCCCCAAGGGGAGUGCCACGCAGAACCCAUCAAGGCACUCCGGAUUAUAG
This is a messenger RNA of Penicillium soppii, 987 nucleotides long. RefSeq lists its product as uncharacterized. Bases 1 to 987 code for a protein of 328 amino acids. NCBI's taxonomy places the organism in Eukaryota, Fungi, Ascomycota, Eurotiomycetes, Eurotiales, Aspergillaceae. The record is from RefSeq and is a predicted model, not a curated record. The transcript has a single exon.